Molecule: messenger RNA, 1141 nt
Organism: Punica granatum (pomegranate)
Lineage: Eukaryota; Viridiplantae; Streptophyta; Magnoliopsida; Myrtales; Lythraceae
Source: RefSeq, a predicted model, not a curated record
UCUGAUACUGAAACAAAUCAUAACUAUCGCCAGCUAGCUACUACCACUUCAUAUAUAGUAGAAGGGAACUGAUCACUGGUGAUCACUGGGUUCAUUCAAUAUAAUGAUGACGGAGAUAGGGUUCACGAGCUUGUUCCUAGGGCUUCUCCUUUUCAUGAACUGCAUAAGGGAUCCACUGGCCGAAGCUCGUACAGGCUGGGGUUUCACUCAAGAUGCAGAUAUUACAGCGCAGACCGCAAAUGCCGAAGUUGCGGUGCCCUCUCAAAAGGAAACCAUUGGAGAUUUUGCUGCUGCUGGCACAAGCAAAAUGGGUGCUGUAGGGCGGAAAAUGAUGGUGGAUGAAAACCUAAACGGAGGGAGUUCAAGGACUUCAGGAAUACAUGCUGAUGAUUUGUCAAAUAGUAUGAAACCGGGCGAUGAUGAGCAAGAAGCAUUGAAAUGUGCAAGAACACUGGGAAACCCCAGGAGAGAAGAAGAAGCAGCACCAAACUGGGUCCGUCCUCCAAGCAUUAGAAUCAGCAUACCAGCUACCGGCGCCAUUGCCGUUGACGAUGAACAACCUCCUCCUCCUCCUUCUUCCUCUUCUUCUGGAACUACAAGGGAGAAGAGGCUGGACAGUCUUGAAGCUGCGAACGAAGAGAUUGUGAAUCUCAUGCACAGAGAUUACAGCAGAGGACCCCCCAAGGCUAGACGUAAGCCCCCAAUAAACAACCACGAGCCUUCCAAUUGAUCAUAUAUGCAUGCUUCCAGGCGCCGGAGGAAUACCCACAAAAAAAAAAAAGUCAAUUAGUAAUUUUAGUUUUAGUUUUAAAAAUGUCUCGUAAUAAAAGCCAGCUCUAAUUAGAUUAGGUUUUAAUUACUAAUGACUAUAGGUUUAGGCUCCACAAUUUUGCCCCAAGAUAAUAUAGGAAGUGAAGUCUCUUAACCUGUAACGAUAUAUACAUAUAGAAAACCUCUUCUUUUUAAAGUUUUUUCUUUUAUUUUCUAAGUUUGGCCUUUUGUAAACUUUGUUAUUCAGAAAGGAUCGUUGUAAAGGAUCGAUCCCAGUCAUUAGUAAAUUCUGAUGACUAAUUUUGUUUGUAGUCAGAUAUAUAUCGACGUUCGGAGCAAUUAGUGAUGAUCUUGUGUACAUUAGCUAGUA